CAUCAAUGCCGACGACAACUUGCUUUCCAUCGCACUAUCUCUCCUCCCCAACUAGUCCGUCUCCGAACGGCAUUCUCAGCGCUCAGCCAAGCUUCAGCCACAGCCAGCGACAUAUAUAACUAGCCUCAAGGCCCACAGUCCGCCAUGUCGUUCCACGCACUCAAACACCUCCGCACCCACCUCGUGCGCACCCCCUUCAACAUGCCUGCUCCCAUUGUCUCCCAGCGCACCGCCCUUUCGGCCGCCAAGGCGCAGCUCUCGACGCGCGGCCUCCGCGCCCUCUCCAGCCGCGCCUCCCAGGUCCUCCAGGCCGUUGGUCUCCCCACCGACGGCUCGACCAUCCCCGGUGUCUACGACGGCGCAUGGGGCGGCUCGGGCGAGAUCAUCGAGACCGUCUGCCCCUCGACCGGCGAGGUGAUCGGCCGCGUCCAGACCGCCACGCCCGACGAGACCCGCGUAGCCAUCGCCAAGGCCGUCGAGGCCGGCCGCGCCGUGCGCGCCAUGCCUGGCCCCAAGCGCGGCGAGAUCAUGCGCAAGAUCCGUGUCGCCCUCAACGACAAGAUCAACGAGCUCGGCGACCUCGUCUCGCUCGAGAUGGGCAAGAUCAAGAGCGAGGGCAAGGGUGAGGUCCAGGAGUUUGUCGACAUCUGCGACCACGCCGUCGGCCUCUCGCGCUCGAUCCAGGGCCGUGUCCUCCCCUCGGAGCGCGAGGACCACGUCAUCUACGAGAUCCCCAACCCCCUCGGCACUGUUGGCAUCCUCUCGGCCUUCAACUUCCCCGUCGCCGUCUACGGCUGGAACUUCUCUAUCGCCUUCGUCGCCGGCAACUCGACCAUCUGGAAGCCCUCGCCCACCACCCCCCUCUGCGCCAUCGCCGUCACCCAGAUCAUCCAGCAGGUGCUCGAGGAGAACGGCCUCCCCGGUGCCGCCGCCUCGCUCGUCACCGGCGACAUUGACGUCGGCAAGAACCUUGUCGCAUCCCCCCAGCUCCCCCUGAUCUCGUUCACCGGUUCGGAGCGCGUCGGCCGCGAGGUCGGCAAGAACGUCCAGGAGCGCUUCGGCAAGACCAUCCUCGAGCUCGGCGGCAACAACUGCGUCAUUGUCGACAAGGACGCCGACCUCUCCCAGGCCCUCCAGGGUGUGCUCUUCGCUGCCGUCGGCACCGCCGGCCAGCGCUGCACCUCGACCCGCCGCCUGCUGCUGCACAAGGACAUCGCCAAGCCCUUCAUGGACAAGUUCCUGCAGUUCUACGACUCGGCCAAGCCCGAGACCACGCUCGCCAUGGGCGACCCGCUCGACCCCAAGACCCUCAUCGGCCCCCUCCACUCCGAGGUCUCGGUCGCCAACUACGAGAAGGCGAUCGCUGGCGUGCUCGAGCGCGGCGGUGAGCUGCUCACCAAGCGCUCGGGCCGCAUGGAGGCGCCCGAGGCCUGGGCCGAGGCGACCGGCGGCAACUGGGUGUGGCCCGUCGUCAUGCGCCCCGCCCUCGACGACCCGUGCUGGCAGGAGGAGGUGUUCGCGCCCGUGCUCUACGUCGCCGAGUUCGAGACGCUGGAGGAGGCCAUCAAGAUCAACAACUCGGUGCCCCAGGGCCUCUCGUCCUCGCUCUUCACCAAGGACAUCCAGUCCAUGGGCAAGUGGCUCGGCCCCGAGGGCUCGGACUGCGGCAUCGUCAACGUCAACGUCGGCACGUCGGGCGCCGAGAUCGGCGCCGCCUUCGGCGGCAACAAGUCGACCGGCUGGGGCCGCGAGUCCGGCGGCGACGCCUGGAAGCAGUACGUCCGCUGGAGCGCCGCCACCGUCAACUACGGCUCCAAGCUCCCUCUUGCCCAGGGCGUCAGCUUUGGCUUCUAAGCAUCCCCUCCAUCUUGGAUCUUGGAUAGAGUGUAUUACGUAGCAGCACAGUAACAUUAUCAUCACAUGUACGGGUUUUGGAUUGAA
Molecule: messenger RNA, 1941 nt
Organism: Cutaneotrichosporon oleaginosum
Lineage: Eukaryota; Fungi; Basidiomycota; Tremellomycetes; Trichosporonales; Trichosporonaceae
Molecular function (GO): aldehyde dehydrogenase (NAD+) activity
Source: RefSeq, a predicted model, not a curated record